CAGGGCUCUUUAGCGCGCAGUGACAUGUUCUAUAUAUAGCAUCCGGAUAAGGAUAGAAUUUCGCACUUGGAUGAAUGGAUUAGCUCCUGUUCCUUCAGCAACCCAAGGGAAUAAAAUAAAUGUUGAAAAAGUUGAUGUAACAUAUGAAAAAAAGAGUCCCGUGAAAGCAUAUACUGUGAUUAACCUGUGGAAAACAUUCUUUUUAACGCACAUGUGACAUUACAAUGGAAGAAUCAAAUCCAAUCUCAGUUGCCAUCUUGACUUUGUUAACUUUUGUGUCACUUGCUUUGACUGGUUACGUUACUCUGUACUGCUACACUCAUUUUAAAUCAAAAAGCAAGACCAGAAUUGAGCUGCCACAAGGCCAUUGGUUGGACAAUGAAAGAAAACCAUUGAUCCCUGGUAAUUUUCAUGCCGAAACUGUUCAACCAAACCUAUCAAAUUUCAAUGACCUUGAUGAGGAUUCAAUAGAUGAAACUGAUACUCAUUCUAAAGAACGAGAUUUCACAAAGCUGGGAAGAAUUAUCUUUGUGAUGCGGUACAACAGAAAAAGAGAAGAGUUGAUGGUCCGAUUGGUGCAGAUUGAGGGUAUGCCAGUCAGUCACGACCUGUAUACUUCAAACUCCGCUUAUGUUGAUGUGCAACUGAAAUACACAGGUAACCCAGACUGCGGUGGAACUGAAGUACAAAAACCACCCAGAUUGGAUAUAUGUCUGCAACAAGUGUACUACUUCAUUAUCACCAGAGAGCAGAUGAUGUCUCAUUCACUGGAAUUUCAAGUUAAUACGUUCGAUGAUCAGUUCAGAAGAUAUGUUUCUGGAAUGGUGGAAGUGAAUCUGCGAGAGGAGAUGGGUGAUGAUAUUUUAAGCGGUGCAGAAGUAGUCUUUGUGAAAGAAAUAUUGGAACCAAUGAGGGCUUCAGAUGACCAAAACUUAGACGAAGAAGAGUAUAACUCUAAUGAACUCACGCAAAAGGAGAUUUUUGAUAACGUGGCUACAACAUCACGACCCUCAUCACGUGCGUCGUCAAAUAUGUCUUGGGAGCCAGAAUCCAAAGAGCUAUUAACUUUAAGUACGAACUCGUUGUAUUUCCGGUGUACCAGUGAGCAGGAUUUAACGUUGAAUCCUCUGACGGACUAUAAGCGUUCACAUAGUAUUGGAUAUUUAGCAACACACGAGUGGACGAUAUGUGAUAUUCCGCUAGACGACGAGAACGAAGUUAAAGCAACGUCGCCAACAGAUAAUACCGACGCGAAAUUGCAGCCUAACAAAGUCGAGAACAUGCAUCCGACACCAGAGUCGUUUUAUCAUAUCGUUCCAAUGACCCCAUUGGUGACGAAAGACACUAAAUCCGAGUUAGAAACAAAUUUACGUAGAUUUGCGUUUAAGAAACACCCGAAAAGAAAACAGUUAGGUCGUUCGUUAACGAUAAAUAAACGAUCGACGGCGAAAAAAGCGUCGAGAUUACCGAGCGCAACACACGCGUUGGACCGAUCUUCGUCGUGGCCGUCUUUAGUGACAGCAGACAUUGAUAGCAGUACGGAAGUAUCACCCGAACAUCAGUUCGGAAUGUUUUUCACGUGAUAACCCAACUGUCACUUAGUGAGAUAUGUCUGGGGUAUGACUCUGUAUACGAGCUAUCUUCCAAUGAAAAUCGCUUUUUGUUAA
This is a messenger RNA of Hydractinia symbiolongicarpus, 1667 nucleotides long. RefSeq lists its product as uncharacterized. Gene Ontology annotation, biological process: regulation of dopamine secretion; cellular response to calcium ion; calcium-ion regulated exocytosis. The record is from RefSeq and is a predicted model, not a curated record. Gene Ontology annotation, molecular function: phosphatidylserine binding; calcium ion binding; SNARE binding. The transcript is spliced from 6 exons. NCBI's taxonomy places the organism in Eukaryota, Metazoa, Cnidaria, Hydrozoa, Anthoathecata, Hydractiniidae. Bases 225 to 1583 code for a protein of 452 amino acids.